Molecule: messenger RNA, 506 nt
Organism: Dimorphilus gyrociliatus
Lineage: Eukaryota; Metazoa; Annelida; Polychaeta; Dinophilidae
Source: the annotation of a GenBank genome assembly
GAGAGAAACGAGAAAAAUACCUUAGAUUUUCUGAUCCAAAUCAGUUGGAAAAUUCAUCAUGUGUUGUAAUGAAAAAAACUCCAAAGGCGUCAAAUUCAUCAGAAGUUGUAUCUACCGUAUCAAAAUAUCCUGAUGUUGACGCUUAUAUUGCUGAUGCUUGGUCCAAGAAAACGCAAUAUACUAUAGAAACUGAAUUUUCUAAGGCUAUUUUCUUUCGCGAGAGGAAUAUAAUUAUAUACGAUGUGAAAAAGAAUAAAUAUUGCGAACAUAUGCAAAGAGAACACAAGAGUAAUGGGAUUAUACUUGUCGCUGAUUUAGAUCGAAAAAUUUUCUAUCAAAAGUGUCAUGAUCCAGAUUGCCGACUUAUAAAUUAUAAGUCGAACGAAUAUCCUCUACCCGAAUAUACAUACAAAAAUGUACCGGAUAUAGACGAUAACGAAAUGCAAGAAUUUGGUGAAAUUUGUGAUUAUCUACACUUUUUCUCCGAUGAAGAUGAUGACUAUUAA